AUGUAUCUCGGAGACGGCCUGCUGUUUGAACUGCAAAAUGGAAAACCCAAGUUGAUUGUCCUCAACCAAGGUGGAAAUCACGUCAAGAAUUGCCGUAGGCCUCGACCUAGAGGUGCCAAGACCCAAAUGGAAGAGAGCGGAACCUCCUAUAGGUCCAGCGGGACAGCGGCCAGAAUACGAGGCAGUCAAACGUCUCUCAAAAUAUGGGAGCGUCCUGCUCUAGCACCCGCAGCUAAAUCUGCAACAAAGCUUAAGUCAGAGCACCAGAAAGGCAGCUGCACAUCUGCCAAGGGAACAUCUUCACAAUCCGUCAUAACUUCUGGACCGUCAAAUUCACUCGGCGUCUACCAAGUGAGAGCCUUGGCGGCCUGUUCAAGUGGCGAGCAGGAGCUGCGCGACGUCCAGGACACCCUAGAGGAGCCUGGAGAGUCAAGUCUUCAUGGUGUCGACCAAGCGAGAGACUUGGCGGCAUGUUUUAGUGGUGAGCAGGAGCUGCGUGACAUCCAGGACACCCCAGAGGAGCCUGGAGAGUCAAGUCUUCAUUUUGAAGAAGUAGCAGAAGGAGAUGACGGAACAACAAAAAAUGGGAUAUCAACCCAAGAAACUGUGUCGAAGUCUUGCGGAGGUCUGUUUGGCUGGCUGGAGCAGCAUGACAUUAACGCCAGAGUGUCCGAGGAAGCAAAAAAAUCGCAGCGGCUGCAGCAACAAAAUGCCCGGGUGGCGCUGAAGCAGCAGCACCUGCAAUGUUCAUCCUGCGUAAGACUGCAAAUCGAGGAUGAAGGAGGAAGUGUGCACUCCUUACAGCUGCGGAGCCACCACAGAGACCAGCCGGCGGCCAUCAGGUCCAGCCUCAGACUCGGGGCAGUGACUCCCGAGGACGAGGCGUGGGCGUCCGAGAAGCGAGAGGAGCAGAGGAGGCUCUGGGUGGAGGAUUUGGACCGACAGAGGGAGGAGAGCAAACAACGCAGGAGGCGGGAGAAGAUUCUGCUGGCUCAGGAGGCGGAUCACCAGCAGUGGGCUGGGCAGUUUGAGUCGCUGCAGCGCAACGCUCCUGCGCCCGCUCUACCACCCCCUAUUGAACGAGGGCCAUCACCCGCUUUCUCCCUGACGGGGGACACUGACCACAACGCUCUCCAGUCGGCAGCCGCCGGAGCCAAAGAUCUAUCCAGUUGCAGCUAUCGUCGGAGCAUGACGGCCCUGCUGGACCCGGUGCAAAUGGAAGAACGGCAGAAGAGGAGGCUCAAGCAGCUGCAGCAACAGAAGGACAUCCAGGCUCAGGUGGAGGAGAAGCAGAAGCAAAGGCGAGAAGAGCAAGCCAGGAGGAGAGAGCAGGAGGAGGAGGAAGAGAGGAAAGUCACACUGGAAAGGGAUGUGCUGCGCAAGAGGUACCAGCUGGAGGAGCACAAGAAACAGGACCAAUGCAAGGAGCAGCCGAAAGGUGACGCUGAGGAUGGAGGAAAAAAUGAGUCGGUGGACAUACGUGUUCCACAUCUGGCGGAGAGCGUGGACAAGACAAGAGACAUGGCUGUGCAGACAGACACACCCGAUCCGACUCCUUUGACCUGCAAGAGCAAAGCUGGCAAGGAGAACAUAGCCGCCAAAGGAGGUUCCACGCCCAAGACUGAGAUCAAGACUGAGAAGACGAGGCCCGAUUGGAACAAGCGCAGGCCCGGCCGGCGCUUCAUCCCAGCGUCGGAGCGUUACCCGGCCACGCUGCAAAGGAGCAGACAAGAAAGUCGUCUCAAGAGGCAGGAGGAAAUGCUCGGUCUGCAGGAGAGGAACUGCCAGUCGCGGAAAGUGAGGGCCGAGAAGUCGCGGCGUGCUCUUAACCACGACCACUGGAAGCGUGCCAGUACCUCUGCUCAAAGGGAGCGCUCUCCUCCUGUCACGCAACCCUCACUCCAGUUCCAGUUUAUCCCAUAUAUUCGCACAGAGGACGUCAUCCACCUGGACCCCACCAACACCGCUUCUCACAGCCACACAGCUACAAAGCAACAGCGACAACAGGAAAUCAUCAGAGGCCUGCAGCAACUACGACAGGGUUUGCUUCAGAAGCAGAAGGAGCUCGAGAGUGACCUGCGACGUGGUGACAAACAACGUUCGGCUCCCCCCAAGUGUUAA
Nerophis lumbriciformis (worm pipefish) is the source of this 2121-nucleotide messenger RNA. NCBI's taxonomy places the organism in Eukaryota, Metazoa, Chordata, Actinopteri, Syngnathiformes, Syngnathidae. The record is from RefSeq and is a predicted model, not a curated record.